AUAACCAGCAAUUAUAUCCCGGCUCGUACAUAAUAAUUUCAAGUGUAUCUGGUCGAUUUACAAAGAGACGCUUAGAUCACACAUCAGAUUCGUCCAUCAACAAAGCGUAAAUCAAUUCGUCAUCUUAAAUCCGGCCUUCAUCUUCGACUCACAUCAAUUCUUCAUCGAUCUUAUCUUUUCAGAUGUGAGAUCCGGGAGCGAGACGCUGUAAGGGCAAGGGUUUGUAACCCUAGAUCCCUACUUUGGAUCUCCGAUCGAGUUGCAAAGCAGCGAGCAGAUGUGAGAAUCUGGCGAGGACACUAUACUACUUCACCUUUAUCGUCCGAUGUAGCAAAGGACUUCACUGUCAAUAGAGGUUGGGUUCCAAGGGGCUGUUUUCAAUGCUGAAGCAAUGCCAUGAUUUGGGAAGGCCAUGAACUGCAUUUCCACUGCAAUUGCAACUAGUUUCAGGGCAGUUUUGGGCGCUCUUAUCUCUGGUUUUUGUGUGAGCAUAGGACAUGAUGCUGAUGGUUUUGAGGGCUGUUGGAGUGGCUUUGCUGUGGUAUACCGGGCCAUUAACUUGUUUUGGGCAGUAAGUUCAAACCAUAGUGAGUGGUUGAUAAACACCUGCUGAAAUUUGAACAUUCAUUGAUAAACACCUGCUAAAAUUCCAGAAAUACCAAUUAUUUGUAUCAAGUUUUGACAUUGAUAUACUAUUUGAGCUAUUUUGUUAGCCUAUUAGCUCAAUAGUAGAGCUUUGUGUGCAAAAGUACAUGAAGCUGUGGGUUC
Molecule: messenger RNA, 768 nt
Organism: Cuscuta campestris
Lineage: Eukaryota; Viridiplantae; Streptophyta; Magnoliopsida; Solanales; Convolvulaceae
Source: the annotation of a GenBank genome assembly